AUGGACUCGGCUGCUGCUAUUCGGAGGAGGCGCCGCCGGCGCGUCACUAAUGAGAAUCAAAGAUCACCGUCAUUUCAUGAAGAACCUCCUUUGUCUGCACAAUCUGAGAAUGGCACAUCCGCCACCCAGGGCCCUGUGAGAGAGGCACCCGAGAAAAACAUAUCCAUCGAAAGUCCAGAAGUGUUCUCUCCAGCAUCGGCACUGUCGCAAAAGCUUGCCAAACACGUUAUUGUGGACCAAACAACAAGGGUGCCGUGGCCGAAUAUUUUUUGUCGUCUUCGAGAAGCAUUUUCACUCGACUCGCACACUACACCAGAAGAAGAGGACAUGAUGGCUAUGCAGGCACAUAUGACUUGCCCAAAAGCGCUCCAUCCAUCAGAAUUGGCUCGCCUUCGUCUUGUCGUAGAGGCUUUCCCUCCACGGCCUGUGGCCAACUUCUUACUGUCCGUCUUCAUCAAGCAUGCCACAGAUGCGCUCUUCUAUUUUGAUCAGUCCCAGUUUCUGAGAGAAAUUGAUCAACUGUACACUGACUCAAACUCAGCUUUAAGGUGUGACCCGAGCUUCGUUUGUCUCGCAAUGGGAGUCUUCGCAUUAGGAAGCCAGUGGACACCACUUGAAAGACCCGAGGGAUUGGUCACUGAUCUUCACCGGGAAAACGUGGACCUUGGUCGGGUCUUUUAUUGCCAUGCUAGAACUUUGAUUCCUGAUAUAAUUGACAAACCAUGCUUAUGGUCUAUCCAGGCCCCCAUGGUUUUGAGCGUGUAUCUGUUGCCAGCAAGUGCAAUUGGGUCUUCCUAUGUGUACAUGGGUUUGGCUUUGCGCAAGGCACUAGCCUUCGACCUUCAUCAAGACAUAGAUGACCCAACAACUGAAGAACGUGAAAAGGAAGUUCGUCGUCGCCUAUGGUGGUCAAUUUACUCGCUCGAAAGAUGCACGACGAUUAAAUUGAACCGACCCCGUUCUAUAAAUGCUGAUAUGAUCACGGCAAGCCUUCCAUUACCAAAUCCGUCACUAGAUCGCCUUCAGAAGUUCGAUAAUCUCCAGUUUCAACUGGCGUUCACCCAUCUGGUAAAGAUUAUUGAUCAAAUCGCAGAGCCAACGUACUUCGGCCUUUCACAUGUGAGAUUGUACAUGCUAAUGAGGCAAAGCAGUGAUUCCUUGAAGGACACGGAAAGACUUAAGCGCUAUGAAAAUUGCGAAUCAGACCUUCUACAGUGGAAAAGAUCGUUACCACAAGACUUCAGACUUGAGAAAAUAGAUCCUAGGGACUCGAAAUAUCGUGCAGUGUUCCAUCUUUACCUGAACUACUACUAUGCGUGGAUCUCUAUGGGCAAGGUGUUUCUCGUCACUGUUGUUCGAACUAACCUCGACUCCUAUUUCUAUCCCAAACCACAGCCUCCACGCAUUAACGAAACAAUCGACAAGUUAUCCCAGUCCUGCACAAAGGCAGCAAGAAAGCUUCUCCAGUUAUUUGAGAACUUGGCACACACUCGCAAUAUUACUCGUUUCUCCUUUACAGAUUUCCAAGGGUGCAGUAUUGCGACUAUCAUAACCUUGGUGUCCGGGAUAUUGGACCGUGACUCAACAUAUCACGCGAGGGUAGCAUUCGGACUGGACUGCCUUCGAAAAAUGGCAACGGGCAACAUGACAGCCAAGAUGGGUGUCAAGUUUGUUGAAGCCGUGCAGUCCAUUGCGAAUGAGGCUGCCAGCAAGCUACACCACAGCUCUUCGUUUCAGAAAAGCAUUCAAGUGACUGGGGGACUAGAUACGGCAUCCGAAUAUAGCCAAUGGGCCGAGUGGCUCACGCAGCAAGAGAAUGCCCGGCAGGGGGAUUCAGCCCCUGCAUCGGGAGGAGGCCAUACAACAAACAGGGAAAUAACGUCCCAAGUAGGAACAUGGACAUUGCCACAGCCUUCAGUCAAUCCCUCUGGCUGGGGACUCCAUGGUGUAGAUAUGCCGUCGACGGUCCCAUUCUCGGAUGAUUUCACACAGCAAACGACGUUUUCUCAUGAAGCCCGUUCUGCAGACAAUGGUUUUAUUUCAGCACUACAUAGCGAUGAUCAAACUUUUUUGAUGGGCUUGACAGGACUUGAUGGUCUUGAUUUGCUGGGAUUCACGAGUCCGCUGGAAUGA
Molecule: messenger RNA, 2133 nt
Organism: Penicillium lagena
Lineage: Eukaryota; Fungi; Ascomycota; Eurotiomycetes; Eurotiales; Aspergillaceae
Product: fungal specific transcription factor domain-containing protein
Exons: 4
Coding region: 1-2133 (710 amino acids)
Biological process (GO): DNA-templated transcription
Molecular function (GO): DNA binding; zinc ion binding
Source: RefSeq, a predicted model, not a curated record